AUGGAGGACGAGGUGGAUGUUGACAUCGAGGGAGACGAGACUGUCGGCAGCAUGAGUGAGCUGGAAGCAGCGGGUCUGGUCCAGGAGCAGUUCGUCCAGUCCGCGUGGGCGAGCAGCGCCGGGAUCCUGCCGUGGGAGCUGGACAGCUCGAUCAGCCCUGAGAACAGGGAGGUGAUAGAGAGGAUGCUGCUGGAGGAACAAUUCUACCUGACGGGGAAAGAGAUUCCUCCUCACCUCUGGGAGAGCGACACGAACAACAAGCCCAAAGUGAAGAGCUCUCCAGCCAAGACCUCCGCCGCAGCCUCGGGAUCCUCGUCUCGCUGGUCCAAACAGGAGAAAGACCUGUUUGAAGAAGGGCUGGCUCGGUUUGGGCGGAGGUGGACUAAGAUUGCCAGGUUGGUGGACAGCCGCUCCGUGCUUCAGGUGAAGAGCUACGCCAGACAGUAUUUUAAACACAAGGCUAAAUCAGAACCCAGGUCAGCAGGAGCCGCUCUGCCCCCCCCCCAGCCCACGCCCAGUCCGUCAUCCAGCCUGACCAACACUGUCCGAAUAGAGAAGCUCUCUGACGAUGAGGACGAGGACGUGGACAUCACCGAUGACCUGAGUGAGGACGGAUCUCGGGCCGCGCCGGAGCAGAAAACGGGCAGCGAGCUCCAGACACACAGUCCCGCAGAGGAGCGGGGGGGGGGCGGUCCUGGGGGAGAGAGCAGGCAGGAGACCGAGGACGGACACAGACGCGUCUCACUGUCUCCGCCACGUCAUCAACACUCCUCUUCAUUCCCGUGCUCAGAGGAGCCGGACGAGGCGGCGUCCCCUCCACCCAGCAGCCCCCAGACAGGAAGUCACUCAGACUCAGCGAUGAAUGACGAGGGCCAGAGCUCCACACAGACUGGACACCUGGAGGACACCUGUAGUGACGGGGCAGAUUCUGCUGAUAAGACUGAACAGAUCCUGAAUCAGAGGUCAGACGAAGACCUGGAGGAGGCGGAGGAGGACGAGGACGAGGAGGAGCUCAGGGUACCUGAGCAGGAGAUCACGCUGGACAAGGAGACCAUCGCCGAGGAUGAGAAACAAGCGAUCCCAGAGUUCUUUGAGGGACGGCCCUCCAAGACCCCCGAGAGAUAUCUGAAGAUCAGAAACUACAUCCUGGAUCAGUGGCUGAAGAGCAAACCCAAGUACCUGAACAAGACGUCUGUCCGGCCCGGCCUGAAGAACUGCGGAGACGUCAACUGCAUCGGGAGGAUUCACACCUACCUGGAGCUCAUCGGCGCCAUCAACUUCAGCUGUGAACAAGCCGUCUAUAAUCGGCCGAAGGUGGUGGACCGCUCCAAACAGAAGGAGGGCAAAGACGUGCUGGAGGCCUAUCAGCUGGCCCAGAGACUGCAGAGCAUGCGCACCAGGAAACGCCGUGUGAGGGACAUAUGGGGAAACUGGUGUGAUGCUAAAGACCUGGAGGGACAGACAUAUGAGCACCUCAGUGCUGAGGAAGUGGCUCUGCGGAGGGAGGAGAUGAAGAAGCAGCCUAAACCCUGCAAGAUGUCCAGACUCAGAGGGUCCUUUGAUCCCUUCCAGCUGAUUCCCUGCAGGUCGUUUGGAGAGGACGUACAGGAACCGUUCCAGGUCAUUGUGUGUGCAGAGACUCUCCUCAUCAUGGACAUGCACGCCCAUGUGUCCCGGGGGGAGGUCAUCGGUCUGCUGGGCGGGACGUUUAAUGAGGAAGAGAAAGUGUUGAAGAUCUGUGCCGCAGAGCCGUGUAACAGUGUGAGCACAGGGCUGCAGUGUGAGAUGGACCCGGUGUCUCAGACGCAGGCCUGUGAUGUGCUGUCGUCCCUGGGCUUCAGCGUGGUGGGCUGGUACCACUCGCAUCCCUCCUUCCACCCCAACCCCUCGGUGCGGGACAUAAACACACAGGACCAGUUCCAGAGUUAUUUCUCUCGUGGCGGAGCCCCCUUCAUCGGGAUGAUAGUGAGUCCGUACGACCCAGCUAAUCCAUCCCCCCACUCCCAAACCACCUGCUUGUUGGUGAAAGAGAGCCAGGAGCCCUCAGGCCCCCAGAAGCUUCCCUACAGGUUCGACUUCCUGUCGUCACAACACGUCCCAGACUGGGAGCAGACGAUGAGGAGAGCUCAGUGGAUCAUCCACAAAUACUCUCAGACACCCGGGAGUGUGCAGAUGGACAGAUUCUUCCGGAAAGACUCUCAUCUCACCUGUUUGGAGAAGAUGCUGUCAUCCCUCGCUAGAUACCUGGAGCCUCUCCCAGAGGAGGAGGGAGAUUCCUUCCUCACCCAGAUCCAGGCCCUUUUCCAGUCAGACUUUAUUUCCCAGCUUCAGCAGGAAGAGGAAGACUCGUCCAGACCAGAGGACGCAGAUGACUUUGCUUUUGAUCAGCUGAUCGGCCAGGAGCAGGGGGGAGGAGACUCUGAUCGGGAUUCUGACUGUGUGCCGCCCGCCACAGACACAACCUCAGAGACACACGGCGACUCGGUGUUACACCUGGGCUCAGUGUUGUCACCUGAACACGACUAUUUACUGUGAUGGAACAAAUCUCUCUCACUUCUAUUAAACUGCAGUUAUUUACCUCAUUAAAGUCUAAACGUUGAUGUUUUACCACGAGCUUUUGUAUCAGUGUUACGAACUGUUUCACUUUCUAUAUUAAAGUCCUUUAACCAAAAACCAAAUGAUUGACCCAACAGAGGUGUGUGUGUGUGUGUGUGUGUGUGUGUGUGUGUGUGUGU
Molecule: messenger RNA, 2735 nt
Organism: Seriola dumerili (greater amberjack)
Lineage: Eukaryota; Metazoa; Chordata; Actinopteri; Carangiformes; Carangidae
Gene: mysm1
Product: Myb like, SWIRM and MPN domains 1
Exons: 20
Coding region: 1-2535 (844 amino acids)
Biological process (GO): double-strand break repair
Cellular component (GO): BRISC complex; BRCA1-A complex
Molecular function (GO): metallopeptidase activity; polyubiquitin modification-dependent protein binding
Source: RefSeq, a predicted model, not a curated record